Molecule: messenger RNA, 5407 nt
Organism: Hyposmocoma kahamanoa
Lineage: Eukaryota; Metazoa; Arthropoda; Insecta; Lepidoptera; Cosmopterigidae
Product: probable ribonuclease ZC3H12C
Exons: 7
Coding region: 108-1637 (509 amino acids)
Cellular component (GO): nucleus; cytoplasmic ribonucleoprotein granule
Molecular function (GO): RNA endonuclease activity; mRNA binding
Source: RefSeq, a predicted model, not a curated record
CUUCCGACGUUUUGUUUUGUGCGAGAAAUUUUUAUGAAAACCUCUUAGAAAAUAAUAUCAUUUCGGUUGCAAAUUGUGUUUGUUUUUAUAAAAUCUGUUUAUCUACGAUGGGCAAGCCGACGAGUCGCCGAUCUAAAAGCUCAGCCUCGUCAUCGUCAACUAACAGAAAAGAUAGAAUGAAUUCGCGGAUGAGUAUCAAAAAAAUUGAAAAACGAAGAAAAAAAACGCAUAACAAAACAAAUAAUAACAUAAAAAAGCUAUUUGAAAAACUACGCAGAGAUAGCAAUACCUCCCUUGAGUCUGAUAAUACAGUAGUGGCGAUUUCAUAUCAUGGCACAGAAACAUCACCAAGAAACAGAUUGAAAAGAAAAAUGGAAUCUGAUGAUAUCCGUGAGAUCAAACAAAGAAAGUUUAGCAACUCCAGCUGCAUCAUAAUUGACGAUGGUGAUCUUAUUACAAAUAAUGAAUUUUGCAAUGCCUCAACUCCCUUCAAGGCUCCAUUAAAAGAACAAUGCUCUACACCAAUAAAAACUGAAACCAAAGUUAACGAUUUAAUAAUUUCAACUGAUACAAUAUCUGGUACAAAAUUGAACAAUAACUCAAUGAUUGCACAAAAUUUCAACAAAGAAGUAGCAGAUCUGACAAAGGAGAUUAAUGCAGAUUCUUAUUUAACAAUAGACUUAACAAAUGAGACUGUAAAUUCUAGUUUAAAUCAAACAACAAAUACUGUGAUUGAUUUGGCGAACCAAACUGAUAACGAUGAUUGUACUUUAAUAUCCAUAAGUGAUACAAAUCUUUCUAUGAGUGGGGAAUCAGAUGUCACUGUGUUGAAUAUGGCACACAAGAAACAAAAGCAUAUACGAAAAUUUGCACGUGGUAUUGCAAAGUUGGAUGCUUCAGAGAAAGGUAGACUACUGGAGCUGAUUACUCAGAACAUUUUCAGUGGUUGCAGUGUUCCAAAAAUGAAACAGAGUAAACAUGGGGUUGAAGCUGCUAUUGGCACGAAAAAGGAUUCGAGCACAGCAACAGAGACCGUUCAAGAUUCGUACAUUAAAGAAGUGAUAUUAGGCCAAGCGAGCUCACGAAAUAGUAUAGGCAGCAAUAUUUACAAUCCGGCACGGGAUGCCAAGAUCAAGACCGGUCUUAGAAUGAUUGUCAUAGAUGGUAGCAAUGUAGCUAUGCAGCACGGCAAAGGCAGGGUAUUUUCAGUGCGAGGCCUGAAUAUAUGCAUAGAUUAUUUCCUGAAACGCGGCCAUAUUAUCAAGGCGUUCGUGCCACGAUUCAGGUGCAAGUUCGGCAAGAGCACGGAGCCACGAUUGCUGGACAACCUGGAACGGAGAGGGUUGGUGGUAUACACGCCUUCUAGGGAAAUACAAGGGCGCAUGGUGACGUCGUAUGAUGAUAGAUACAUUGUACAAUGUGCGGCCGAGUUCGACGGUGUUAUAGUAUCGGGUGACAACUACCGGGACCUACUAAAAGAAAAUCCCCGAUGGCGGUUUGUGAUAGAAAACAGAUUGCUCCCUUUCACAUGGGUCCAUGACAUGAUUAUGUUCCCUAAAGACCCACUGGGCAGGAAUGGCCCCACACUCGAACAGUUCUUAAAGCAUCCUAAUCGUGAAGUUGUGGUAUCUAAAUAAUCACUUUCUGAUAAUGUUAAGGCAGAUAAAAAUAUGCAGAGAAAUCAGUAUGUCGGCAAACGAACAAAGUGUAACUUUAUCGUGAAAAAAAAUACGAUUUUUAUUGUAUGAUAACUGACAUACUAUUCUUUUUUAAAAAGUUCUUCGUGUGGCCAACGAUGAACUUACUAGUAGUUCUAUUGAUGUUUUUAUUUAAAAAAUCUUUUAUAUUUUUAAUAUAUGAAAGUGAUUUAUAAGAUAACGCGAUAUUAUUGUGGACUAUUUUUAAUAAAUAUAGGUAACCUCCAAGUUAUUGGAUAAAAAUGCAAAGUAAUGGCCAUAAACAAAAUUAUAUGUUUAUAAGUAGUUUUUAAGACUGUGCUUGUGUCGACCCGCGGGUAUAAAUAAUUUAGUGUCACAUUGUUAUAAGCAUUUUUGGAGUAAUUAUUUAAUACAUUCGGCCUUUCUGCCAGAAGUUUUACCUUUGCCUAUCGAUCGACAUGUUUUAAGUAUUAACCACAGUUUUACAUAUCAGACAGUUGCGUAAUUAAUGUAUUAGCGUAGAACAAAAGUGGAGUAUUUGCGGGGAAUUGGGCGCCGCGGACCGUGUCCCUCAAACAUGCAUAGUUUGCGGGAUCGAGCACUAAGGGUAGACGCGUGCGUGAUUUGAAAUAUUUUUGACUACGUCUAACGUAUUCUACAAAAAUCGUUGUACGUCUAACAUGGUGCACACAAACUAUUCUGUGUACAGAUGUGAUUCGACAUCGAAAUAGUAUUACAGAUAAAUUAUUAUACUUCCUAAUUACAAUUUAAAUCACAACUAUGCUCACGUGGCUCACGUUGUUUUAUGAUUAAAUUGUUAAUAUAUUAUACAUGUAGUUAAAAUUUUGUAACUGAAAACAUCUCAAAAUAAAGUAUCACGUAAAUAUUUGUCAUUGCAGUAAGUCUAUUACUUAUCUCUUAUUGUCAUAAACCAUUCAUCAUCAUCUUCAACAUACGUCCCACUGCUGGGCACGGGUCCCUUUAGGCCAUAGUUCGCCGCGCUGGCCCAGUGCGGAUUGGGGACUUGUUUCGACGUGCAGGUUUUAUUACAAUGUUUUCCUUCACCGAAAAGCUCAUGGUAAAUUUCAAAUAAGAAUUCCGAAAACUCGGAGGUGUUGGGUCCGGAUUCAAACUCAUGAUAAAUAAACGUUUUAAUAACCAUCACAAUUACUUUUUUCCAUUUCGUGACAAUCCUUACAUAUCUGCGUAUGAUAGUGUAAUUACCUACACGGGCGACGGCAUCGCCGAACUGUAGAUUAGAUGUUGUAACACUGUGGUACUACUAAAAACAUUCCUGAAUACUAUUGAUAAUAAUUUAGUAUGUGUUCUGUCUAUAUAUUAAGUAUAUACAAGGUAUAUUGUAUGUUUGUAGAUGGAUCAAAUAAGUCGGUUUUCGCCCGCGACGCUACACGGGUACGAGAGAGCGGGCUUAUAUUGCAGUGCAAUGCACACGAGGUGAAAGUAUUUGCAACUAGUUCUAACGACAGUAUAUUAUGUUAUGUGCUAACGCAAUAUAGGUUCGUUAAUUUAUUUAACGUAGAUACAGUGUGGUUUGGAAGACUUUGGUCUAGCUACAAAUGUCCGUAAAUAGAUCGAAUCUCGGGAAUGUAAUCUCGUGUGAAAUUAUCGUCUUGUCGUCAUUCCCAGCGCGACUGUAGCGUCGCGGACGAGGACUGACUUAGGUGGUUUAAUAAAUGUGCUGUUUCGCAUAGAUUGUACUGUUACUAAGAUGUUCAAUUUUUAGAAUCUUUACCUAAUGCCACGAAUUUAGACAGACAUUUUAUAAUACGAACUUUAACAAAAAUGGCGAGCUAAGCUGGUUUCUCGUACACACCGAAUUUUGACAAAGUCUAAGCAAGAAAUUUAUUGAAUAAAACAAUAUUACACAUUGAGUUUACUUCGUAAUUUCUUGCUUAAAUAUACUGAUGCUGUAAAAACUCAAAACCGAGAAAAUAAUAUUUAAAGUCACAAAAUUAAAAAAAUAUCUACUUUUCUCAGGUGGUAACUUCAUACCUUAUCCACCUAGCAAAAAAUAAAAAUAGUGACAGAUUGGCCUCCUUUUUACUGAUCAUGGCGAUAUACAUAAAAAACAUUUUGAAAAAUGUCAAAUACGUUUUAACUAAAGGCGGCAGUAUAGGUAAAGUUGGUUUUGUAAAUACGAAAGACUUGGUUAGCUCGCUAUUUUUUAUUAGUCGAUGUCAAAGUUCACAUAGCCUUAACGCCUACAAGUUAGACGUUUGUACAGGUGAGGCUGUGGCGCUGCAGCCGCGGCACUACUAAUUUUCCUACAAUAUCUAGUGUGCAAAAGUGGCGCGACUACAGCACCACCGACGCACCACUUUAGCGCUUCUACGAGCAUCUAAUUUGAAGGCGCCCUAAGUGUUAAUAGUCGGUAACAAUCAAAUAUUUUUGGGGUCAUGAGACCUAAAAUUGUCUACACUAAAUUCCUGGUAAAAGUAUUGUUCGAUCAAAAUUUGUCCUAUGUAAACCAUGUUCGUGUAACUUUGUAAACGUAAUCAAUGCAUAUAAAGAAACUGUAGUAGUGUCUGUUCUAUUGUCAGUCAGUGUAGGGACUAUUGGGUAAUUUUCAGGUUAGUUUCUCUACCUGAUUUCGGUGGCAAUUUUUAUUGUUUAAGUAUUCUAGAAUAUUAUCAAGAAGUAUUACUUAAUAUUCAAGUGUAGUAUCUUGAAAUAUUAUUUAAAAUUUCACGAUAGUAUGCUCGAAUACCUAAAUAAUAAAAAUUGCCACCAAAAUUAGGUAGAGACAAAUAACUCGAAAAUUACCCUAUACAAAAUGUGUGUAUGUUUUUCUGUCUUUCCAGCUUUACUACAACAACUACUUGACAGAUCUCAAUUAACUUUAGCACAAUUAUCAUUAGAUAUAGAAUAUAGUUCGUUACCGUAAUUUCGCGAAAUUUUAAUAUAGACCUUAGGUUACCUAAUAAUUGUGAACGACAAUCUUUACGUCUUUGCACUUAGAUAGGAUUUUUAUGCGAGAUAAACCCAAAGGAUUGUAAAUAAACCUUAGAAGUGAGAUUGCCGCAAGACAUUCGGCUAUCGGAAUUAACGUAAAAUGUUUUCGUUACUUUAUACACGUUUAUUUGUAAAACACUAACAAUUUCGGAGGAUUAUAUUACUAAUAUAAACAACAACUUUUGUUCGAGGACUUUUAAUAAUUCAUCAUAUUUUACUUUCGUACAAAAAUAAAAAUAUUUAAAUAGAUCACUUUAAACAGUGAUAACUCUGUGCGAUAACGAAAGAAAGCGCACGUGUCAAUACCAAGACGAUGCAAAAUUCUGGAACCGGGGUAGGGGUCGUCGGGCUGUACGCCUGGGUAAUUCUCAGGUAAGUUUUUUGUAUUAAAUUUUGGUGACAAUUUCUUUUGAUUUAAAUAUUUAUAGAAUAUCAAUCUGAAGUAUUAUUUAAUACUCGAGUGUGGUAACCUGAAAUAUUCCUUAAUAUUUCACGAUUCGAGUAAUUAAAUAAUAAAAAAGUCACCAAAGUUGAGCACAGAAAACUGAAACUAACUGGCCUGCACGUUUGAACUUACUACGUUACUACCAAACACAGAAAAACUUUCAUAGAUUUCUCACAGAUGGCGCUACUCCAAAAGUCAUUACAAACCAAAAGCAAAGAUCUGCAACAAACAGAUGGAAAAAUUCGUGAGGUCCAUUGAUUCGUUCCGUGGUUUAGUUGGCGUAGCGUAUGGCACGGUUUGCUAGGAGACGUUGAUUCGAAUCAAAAAUAAA